Caenorhabditis bovis is the source of this 1131-nucleotide messenger RNA. The record is from the annotation of a GenBank genome assembly. NCBI's taxonomy places the organism in Eukaryota, Metazoa, Nematoda, Chromadorea, Rhabditida, Rhabditidae.
AUGCCUCGACUCUUUCUACUGUGCUCGACGCUUCUCGUUGUUCUCUGCAGUGCCGCGCUCAGAGACCUUGGCUAUCCAAACUGGUCGUGCGACCCGUCGCUCUAUGAAAAAAGCAAAAAGGUUCCAACAUCUGCCCAUGCGGUUAGAUUUUCGGAUAUCAAGCUCAUCGGAGCUCUCGGCGAUUCCCUAACUGCGGCUAAUGGAGCUGGAGCACCAAAAGGAGACCCAUUGGCUGUGAUUCUUCAAUAUCGCGGAUUGGCGUUCCAAAUCGGAGGAGAAGUCGACUUGGAUGAACAUGUCACUAUUGCCUCCAUCAUGAAAAAAUUCUCUCCAAACAUUUUCGGAUACUCAUCUGGAAUCGGAAGCGCAAAUGUGUGGGAGGUGUCGAAAUUGAAUCAAGCCGUUCCUGGAGCUGAGGCUCACGAUAUCAUUGGACAGGCGCGAUCCCUAGUGACAGCCAUGCAUAAUCAUCCGUCGAUUGACAUCAAGAAUGACUGGAAACUCAUUAAUAUUUUCAUUGGAGCCAAUGACAUGUGUGCGUACUGCACCGACAGAGAGAAUGGAGCUCAUUCAAAAGCACAAUACAAGGCGAGCUUGAUACAGGCCAUUCAAAUCCUCAAGGACAAUCUUCCACGCACAAUUGUUUCGAUGACCGGAAUGUUCGACAUGGCGAUGCUCCGCGAGAUUGAUCAUGAUCGUUAUUUCUGUGACGGUCUUCACGUUUUCGAAUGCGGAUGCGAGAAGAAGAAAUCAUUUACCAAUGACGAUAUUUCGAAGGCGUGCCAUCUUUAUAUGGAUGCUCAACAAGAAAUCAUUGACUCUGGAAUGUUCGAUACUACUGAUGAUUUCACAUUGGUUCUUCAGCCAUUCUUCAACAACAUUACUGUUCCACCAUUGAAGCCUAACGGUGAGGUUGACAUCGAUUGGUUCGCCCCAGAUUGCUUCCACUUCUCGAAACUCGGCCAUGCCAAUGUUGCUAAACAUUUGUGGAAUAAUAUUGUGCAGCCGGUCGGAAUGAAAGACCACAAUGUGAAUUUGUCGGACCCGACCAUCCCACUGAGAUGUCCCGACCCGGCUUGUCCAUUCUUCAGGACGACGAAAAAUAGCAAAGAUUGCUCCAAAUAUCUUUAA